This is a messenger RNA of Dermacentor silvarum, 853 nucleotides long. RefSeq lists its product as uncharacterized. Bases 90 to 722 code for a protein of 210 amino acids. The record is from RefSeq and is a predicted model, not a curated record. The transcript has 3 exons. Lineage: Eukaryota; Metazoa; Arthropoda; Arachnida; Ixodida; Ixodidae.
CUGCUGCAGACGCUGCGGCCGUUUGCCUUUCGAGGGAGGCCACCAGACUUGAAAACUCGCAGCGUAAUACUCGGUUUGACGGUUUGGCAAUGAAGAACUAUGUAAAGAUCGGACCAGCGACAAUUCUGGCUGUAGUCGCCUAUUUGACAUUUUGUGCUUCAACGCUCUAUGGGGCAGAUACAUGUGAUUUCUCUGGUCUCCGUCUGGACAACGAAGUUGCCCGAGUGCUGGCCAGGCUCCCUGAAAAUCACGUGCCUGGUCCACUGGAGCUUCAGCCGUACGGGCCUGGACUUGAAGUGGCUGGAUUCUCUUUGAAGGGCCUAAACAAACUCCGUCUGUACGGACCCCUGUUUCCGUACUGCAUCAACGGAAGCCGCUUGCUACAACUAGACUUCGUCAAUGAUGGUGACAUCGUCUUAUCGUUGCCAUGGAAGGCUUGCUCAGGGCACGAAGGCCGCUUCAGCGUUCGUGCUAUGUUCUCCCGAUUCACCGCCCAAUUCCGCAUCGUCGAGUCUUCUGACGAAGGCGUGAAGCUUGAACCAAUGGGUCGCAUUGUUCCUGUCGCAACAGAAGGCCUUCGCGUUAUUGUCGAUGGUGCCGGUACUGAGGUGCGCUCCGCGUUUCAAGUGCUGAGCGCACUUUUCCCUAGCCUAGUCAAUGAAGUGUGGUACUCGCAGUUCGCGCUGGAAUUUCACAGAGCCUUGCGUAAAGCGAUCGAGUGAUUGAUGUUCCAGACAAAAUUAAAAGCCACUACACCAAAAGUACCACGUGAUACACCCGCUGAAGCACGCCCCUUAAGUGGAUGAUUGCGCAGUCUCCUUGUACUACAAUAAAAUGGCAAAAUGUACAUGGA